Molecule: messenger RNA, 1645 nt
Organism: Fusarium oxysporum Fo47
Lineage: Eukaryota; Fungi; Ascomycota; Sordariomycetes; Hypocreales; Nectriaceae
Product: sphingosine hydroxylase
Exons: 2
Coding region: 278-1399 (373 amino acids)
Biological process (GO): lipid biosynthetic process
Molecular function (GO): iron ion binding; oxidoreductase activity
Source: RefSeq, a predicted model, not a curated record
CUUGGAGUCGGGUUUUAUUAACUUGCCAUUGCCAUCGCAAUCGACAUCGACGCUCCCUUUUCUUAAAUAUCUUGUAUCCUCCAGGUCUAGCCUCUAACUCUUUCUACCUUCAUUUGUUGAUCGAGACUUUGUUAAUCGUUUGUUUCGUUUUGUCUCUUACAGUUUCGCCUCCCGUACGGAACUGAAUUGUCUCCUUUCACUCCUUCACAUCAUCACCAACUAAAACGUUAUAACGCGACCGCAUCGAUACCUUAUCAACUUAAUUUCUGAACCCGUCAUGGGCAACGACAGCUCCAUUCUCGCCGACGGCUCCGCCAUGGCCGUGCCCGGCACUUCUUUCAAUCAUACGCUCUUCGAAACAGCUUUACCACCGCUGCCAACAUUUAGUCUUGAGGUCCAGCCUGAUCUCUUUCCUUGGGUCUCCGACUUUUGGCUCAAUUUGUUACUCCCUGUUGUUGUCUACUGGGUCCUAUCCCUGACAUUCCAUGCAAUCGACGUCAACGACUGGUUCCCCCAAUAUCGACUACACACGCCUGAAGAAAUCACCAAACGCAACCACGUCUCCCGCUUUGAGGUCGCCCGCGAUGUUAUCCUGCAGCAGAUCAUCCAGGUCGUCACUGGCGCUCUUCUCGCCUUGUCCGAGCCUCCGGAGAUGAUUGGAAAGAGUGAAUAUGACGUUGCAGUCUGGGCUACUCGCAUCCGUAUCGCGCAACGAGCUCUCCCAACUGUGCUCGGCCUCGUCGGCCUCAAUGCUACAGCAAUCUCCAAGAGUCUCCUUGACACUCAUCCCCUGCUGGCCGGGGCUGUUGCUGGUGGUUACUACCCGUCGCUUGUGGACGCGAACUCGGAACCUGCUUUCGCCUCUUGGGAGAUGACAUUGGCCAAGACUAUCUACUACUUCCUGAUCCCUGCUGUUCAGUACUUUAUUGGCGCUGCUAUCAUCGAUACUUGGCAAUACUUCCUCCACCGAUUGAUGCAUGUCAACAAGUGGUUGUAUGUUCACUUCCACUCUCGCCACCACCGUCUUUACGUGCCUUACGCUUAUGGUGCUCUCUACAACCACCCUGUUGAGGGGUUCCUGCUCGACACCCUCGGUGCCGCCGUCGCAUUCAAGGUCACCCGCAUGACUUUGCGCCAGGGCAUCCUCUUCUUCUCAAUGUCCACGAUCAAGACAGUCGACGACCACUGCGGCUACGCGUUCCCCUGGGACCCUCUCCAGAUCGUCACCAGCAACAACGCUGAAUAUCACGACAUCCACCACCAACACUGGGGCAUCAAGACCAACUUUGCUCAGCCCUUCUUCACUUUCUGGGACACUCUUCUCGAUACCAAGUACAGGGGCUCCAAGACCAACAAGCCUGGCCAAAAGAAGGCCAAGGUUGAGGAAAAGGCUCAGUAGAUUUUGUUUUUGAGACAUUGGCAUAUGAACUUUUUGAUUUCAGCAUAAGGAGCACAUGAUUGUGCAGUCCCAACAAAACAAGAAAGCCAAGCAUCAGUAUUCGAUUAUUUGGGGAUCGCCGGAUUGCGAUAUGGUUGUUUAAUCUUAUCAGGGGGCGCUUUUUGUUACGGUUUUGGAUCGGUUUGGGCAUGACGGCAAUUUCAACAUCGACACUUAUCAUCACGGCUCGAAGCUUGCGGUAAUUUU